Blepharisma stoltei is the source of this 1557-nucleotide messenger RNA. The record is from the annotation of a GenBank genome assembly. Lineage: Eukaryota; Ciliophora; Heterotrichea; Heterotrichida; Blepharismidae.
AUGCAGAGUGCUUUUAAUAUUGAAGAAGACAUUUUUGAAAAUGAAUUUGAAGACUCAUCCAGCUACUCUUCCGGCGCUUCUUUCUCUAGCGAAGAUGAAGCAACAGCUUGCACUGAUGAAUUUAGUACAGAAGAGUGAACCGAACUUACAAAGCUCAAAAGACAAGAUACCAUUCCUUUAAUGGAUCCUCAACCAGGUCAGCCUCAGCCUGAUCAAAUUACUCCUCUAUCUUUAUUUAGAAUCUUUUUUGAUGAAGAAGUUCUCGAAGAAAUCACAAACAAUUCAAACGACUAUGCAAAAUCUAUAUUUGAGGCAAAUCCAAUCCCAUCAAGGAGAAUGGGAGACAUGACUCCACUCACCCCUCGAGAACUUGAAAACUGGCUUGGAAUAGCCAUUAUGAUGGGCCUAAUUAAAGCACCAAAGCAAACGGAUUACUGGUCAACGAUCCCUCUUUAUCACAAUAAAUUAAUAUCUGGGAUAAUGCCAAGUAGAAGAUUCCAAGCCAUCAGCCGCAUGAUGCAUUUAUCUCCAUUGCAAUACUACGGAAGCAACAAGCUUUCCAAAAUAGAACCUAUACUAAGCAUGAUUCGGGAAAGAUGCAAAGCCAACUAUUGCCUUGGAAAAUACAUUUCAAUUGAUGAAUCAAUGAUUCAAUUCAAAGGAAGGCAUCAAGCUAUACAGUAUAUGCCAGCGAAACCUAUAAAAUGAGGCUUUAAAGUGUUCGCUCUAUGUGAUUCUGUGUCUGGCUAUAUGUGGAAUUUUUAUAUUUUUUCUGGAAAAUCUCAAGACGAUGUACAUUCGACAAUGAGAGUUGUGCUGCGGCUUAUUGAAAGCUUGCAAGGAAGCUUUCACAAGCACUAUUUGUUUUUUGAUCGCUGAUAUUCUAGUAUCGAACUAUUCAAUUCGCUUUCAAAUCUUGGCCUUGCAGCAACAGGAACAGUGAAUCCAAACAGAAAAGGGCUUCCGAAAGCAAGCAUAAGCAAAAAAACAAGAAACCAAUUUUUCUUGAGAGGGGACCUGCUAUUUUGUGCAUGAUAUGACCAUAGACCUAUAUAUCUAUUAUCCAAUAUUGAAGGAAUCCAAUUCAACUCUGUUAAAAGAACGGCAAAAGAGGGGACUGAAAAAAAUGUGGAAAAGCCUGUUAUUGUAUCGAAAUACACAUUUGGGAUGGGCGGAGUGGACUAUUAUGAUCAGCUCAUACAAGCGUAUAGCACACAUAGAAAGUCUGUAAAAUGAUGGAAAUCAUGCUUCCACUAUUUAAUUGAAAUUGCAGUAACAAAUUCUUUCAUCAUUUAUAAGCAUUACAGUACUAAAGGCAUAGUAGAAGCAAUGAGUCAUGAGAAAUUUACAAGAUUACUAGCGGAACAGCUUACAAAAGAUGUCAGCCAAGAAGAAAAUGAACAGCUUGCAGAGAAAAUGAAUAAAGUAUCAAGGUGCAGGUAUUGUGUGGAGCAUCAAACGCUACAAAGUAAGAAAUGUAGUAAAACUAGACACUGUUGUCAUGAAUGCAAAAAGCCUAUUCAUCUCAAGUGCAUGAAGCUUCAUGAAUGCAAAUAA